Messenger RNA from Girardinichthys multiradiatus, 2919 nucleotides. Its product is annotated as claudin-1-like. Bases 1467 to 2138 code for a protein of 223 amino acids. Gene Ontology annotation, molecular function: structural molecule activity. Lineage: Eukaryota; Metazoa; Chordata; Actinopteri; Cyprinodontiformes; Goodeidae. Gene Ontology annotation, biological process: cell adhesion; bicellular tight junction assembly. The transcript has 6 exons. The record is from RefSeq and is a predicted model, not a curated record. Gene Ontology annotation, cellular component: bicellular tight junction; plasma membrane.
CAGCGAGUGUAACCAUAGCAACGCAUGCAGGAAUAUUGGAGGGUUUUCAGAUAAAAUCAGAAAAUUUAAUUGAUGGGUUGAACCCACAGCAGAACCGAACAGCAAAUGUUGUCUGAAGCGUCAACACUUAGGCUGCAGAACAUCAGUGUUAUGAGUCCGAAGGUGUCAGUGGCCUACUCAAAGGAAAGUGUGUCUGUUGGUACCAGCAGGUGGGAGUUUUCCUUCUUUUAUUUAUGUGUCUGCAAACAGCCACAAGCUUUUAUUUUGAAAAGCUAAAAGUAUCUGAUGAGUCUGAAAACGGGUCCAGCUAAGGCCCUACAGCGGCAGGGGACCCACUGAGUGGACGGAGACAGAAACGCCUAGGUUCUGAUGUAGAAACCAGACGUGGAGAUAAAACUGUGGCCAUGAAAGGAGUUUAAAUCACAAAGGUUCUGGGUAUUUAACUGGGUCAGAAUCUGAACUGACAUCAUCAGUGAGUUUAAAGUUAUGUUGCAAAAUAAGGAAAAAAUGAUCAAACUAAGAUGGAUCAAAAUUCUGCUCGAGUCCAGUAAGGUCCAGCUUUCUGUAAAACGAACUCAUGGUUCUGUUAGCAGGAGAGCUGGGUUUACUUCUCCUUAGUGUCUGUAGCAGAAAUGUCGGACUUUUCAUCAUUUUUGUCCAACGUGACGAAACAUUAAAACAUCUGAUGGUUGAAACUUUAUUGGCCAGAGUCGUGUUGGCAAAGAGCUUCACAGAGAUGCACCAUGAUCAGGUGAGUAAGCGUGCAAACAUUGAGUCUGAAGUCCACCAACGGUCAGAGACCACAGCAGAUCCACGGUCCUCCUGAACAUGGUCACUUCAUAGGAACUUCACUGAAACGUCCUCACUGAGGUUCUCCUGAAGAACAGCAGCAGACACCCAGUUUACAGCAGUAAUACACACCCUGCCUCAGAACAAUUCAAUGUUUUUAUGUGUAAAUAAAUUAAAUAUGAGCAAAGACUUAAAUAAUAGAGUUAAAGUUGGAACUGAUGAAAAAACGACUUUAGUCAAUUUAAACCCUCAGAAACAGUCAGAGCAGCAGAAGUUGGGUUACAACAGAACAUCAGCUGAACAUAUAAAUGUGUAGUUAUAUAUCUGGAGGUGGAUUCCUGAGAGUCCAUACUGGUGUGUGUGUUCAACCCUUCCCAGAGUUCAUCGACCUCAGACACCAACGGACCUCAGAUCAGGUUGGAUUCUCACAGAGACGAUCGCAGACGCCUCAACGCAUCUGAAAACCUCAAUUCUACCUUGAAAUCAGAGCAGAAGCUUUUCUGCUCAAAGGUCAUCAAGUCAGAACAUCCAGAUAUGCUUUAGAACUCCAGAGGACCAUGAACGGAACCCUGAGGAACUACACAGAAAAUAGCAGCUGCACAGUGGAAGACUGUAGCUGCUGAAUCCCACCAUUCCCUUCAUUUCCUGCUUCCAGGUGUGUGCGGACAUCAGUCAACAUGGCGGUGUGCCUCCAGGUUCUGGGUCUGAUUCUGGGCAUUGUGUCCUGGUGUCUCCAGUCCAGCUCUACCUCCUCUCUGAAGUGGAAGGUGCGGAGUCAGGCGGAGACGGUCACCUCCAGCUCGUGGCAGUUUGAAGGUCUGUGGAUGAGCUGCGCCGCCACGUCACUGGGGUCCGUUCAGUGCAGCAGGUUUAAGACGGUUCUGGGCCUUCCUGCUCACCUGCAGGCCUGCAGAGCUCUGAUGAUCAUAUCUCUGAUCCUCGGCCUCGCCUCCAUCGUGGUCACCGUGCUCGGACUCAAGUGCACAAAGAUUGGCAGGACGUCUGAGAAGGUCAAAGAGCAGAUCGCGCUGAGUGGAGGGCUCCUGUUCAUUCUUUCUGGUGUCUUCAGCCUGGUCGCAGUCUCCUGGUACGCUGCCAGAGUCAUCAACGACUUCUACGACCCAUUCCACAGUGGAAUGAAGUUUGAACUGGGAACUGGUCUGUUUCUGGGCUGGACGGCCUCUGGUCUGGCCAUACUGGGGGGAUCUCUGCUCUGUUACACCUGCAGGAGGAGCUCCUCCACCCCCCCUGCGAGGCAGUUUUCCUUCUACUCCAACACCAGCGGAGGUCAGAGCAUCUACAAAGCAGCUCCAGCCUUUGAAAACAGCAGCUCCAAAGCUUACGUUUGACUCUUGCUGAUCCAACCAUCCUUCUGCAGCGCUGAGAACCAUCUCCUUCUGAUCUAAAACCUGCAGGGCCCACUCUCGGUUUUAGAUAUGUCCCUGCUCCACAUUUGUGAUUGCAGUAUAACAUCAGAACAUCUAAAACAUGCCCUGAAGAACAGUGGUGGGGAGCACUGCUGGAAAGAAACGUGUUGUCCACCAGGUGUCUCUAAAGAUAACACAAUUAGUUUGGCAGAUUACAGCAUGAUCAGACCGUUUAUUUAUUAUAACAAGUAAAUUUAGUAAAUUAAAUAUGUGUUUUCUGAUUUUUCCCUUCCUCGAUUUUUUCGUUUAAUUCAGAAGGUCUGUAGUUUUCAAUUUCUUCCACCAGAUAGCAGCAGAUAAUUAUGAAUGAUUCUUCUGGAAAACGUAGCCUGAUCCUUCCAGGAUCCAAGGGUCUGAGUUCAGACCGGUUAAUGAAUGUUUUUACUUGUUUGUUUCAUUUUAUAUGGAGGAAAAAUAAAAUCCAAAUGAAAAACAAAAGUGUGUGUGACACUGUGAUCAUCUGUCCCUGCCAUCUUCAUUUCAGCCCUCUGGAGAUCCUACUUCUAUGCAUCCAUGUACCUUCUGUGGGGUUUUCUUCUCUUUCUCGGCUCCGUAUCCAACAUCAUGUGCAUAAAACAUCCACUACCCCUCCUCUGCACAUGUCUGCACCAUAUCAGCAUCUCUAAGCUGAGCUCUAAUGCUGACAUUCUUAUUUUUAAUCCUGUCUGUUUUGGUCCCUGUCAAUAAAAUUUGAACCCCUUCA